Messenger RNA from Suillus subaureus, 1830 nucleotides. RefSeq names its product glycosyltransferase family 69 protein. The record is from RefSeq and is a predicted model, not a curated record. Bases 199 to 1626 code for a protein of 475 amino acids. The transcript has 7 exons. Lineage: Eukaryota; Fungi; Basidiomycota; Agaricomycetes; Boletales; Suillaceae.
GACUCAAUUUGAAGUUGAAUUUGCGUACUUCAGACCGUCAUCGAUUCGUCACUCACCAAGCUCCGAGGUUGGCCUUCUUCUGCAGAUCACAAGAAAUUGCCGCCAAGCCUACGCCCCUUUUCAUGGGCUGCAUCGACGGUUGAGCACUCCAUCUAAUAUUCCAGAGUCGCUCUUCACCGUCUAUCUCCUACAUCCACCAUGCAACAAAACACAUUUUGGUUACAGUUAAAACGAGUGCCAACUCCUUUGGCACUCGUGGUUGGGCUGCUACUAGGCUUGCUAAUUGGCAAGACACUUCCAACAAGCCUCUUGUCAACGGGCGGGAACAACCCCAUAUUUGUGUCUCGCUUGUCCGCUCGCAAACAAAUAACCCUUCCCAGCAUUGAUCAACGCCGUCGUGUCCUAGACCUGCUCUCCACACUGUCUCCACACCAUACCACAGAGUGCACACGAAAUUCCCAGCCGCUUUACGUUCAACAGGUCCGGGACCGUUAUGAUUCUCUCAUAGGACACAAAACUCCUUCUGAAUCCACCUGGUUCUCUUCUUGGGGAUUUUCCGACUCGCAACACGUACACAAUGUUCCAAAGAAAGAGCACAAAUAUUUCUUCGCCAUCAACUUGUACAACUCCUUCGAUGUCAUUCCUGACUUAUUUGCGACUCUUUUUCGGGUAUCCGCUAUUUUGGGGUAUCACAAUGUCUAUGUCUCCAUAUACGAAAAUGGUUCGACAGACCAGACGAAGGCGCUGCUACGGAUAUUCGACGCGCUGACUCGUAGCGUAGGCCUACGUGUCACCAUUCGAACUUCUACACGUACACGAGGUGCCUUCAAUCACCGUAUAGAGUACCUUGCAGAGGUCCGCAACCAGGCGUUUAACCCACUCCACGAGCUCCGCGACUCGCAUAACGAAUACUUCGAUACUAUCAUAUUUAUGAAUGACAUCCUCCAUGCUCGGCGGAAUAAUGCAGGUAUAACUUGUGCUUCAGACUACAUGUAUCAUCAAGAACUGGCCUCUCCCGUGUUUUAUGAUAACUGGGUCGCUCGCGAUAUCAACGGAACAGCGCUAGAAAAUGCUCCGUUCGAAAGCAUGCACCUUCCCAUACAGGUUCAGUCGUGUUGGAAUGGUGUUGCAGUCCUGGACCCUGCUCCAUUUUAUACACCCCCGUAUAUCAAAUUCCGUAUGGCUCGACUCACAGAUGAUGAGUGUUCUGCUUCAGAGUGCAGUUUGAUCUGCAAUGAUUACUGGGAGGCUGGAUAUGGACGUAUCUUGAUGGUGCCGCGGGUGAAGCUUGCGUACGAUAAAAGAGUAUUUGAUAUCAUACAUCCUUCAAGACGGAACCUCACUGCCAUCCGAGGUUAUAUGCGUCUUGGGGGACUUCCGGACAAUCCACGGACAGAUCCACAGGACCGGUCGUGGUUUGGUCCUCAUGACCGUUUGUUCACGCCAGAGGAAAGCGAAGAGAUAGAUUUUGUACCCGGGCCUUCGCAUGUAUGGUGUUGGGGGUGGGACGGCGCAGGUGAUAUAGAUGGUCCCGAUGUAGAUCCCAUCUGGGAGUACAUGCCCGACCGUUCGCAGCAUGUAGAUUCUGUGAAGGUGAAGCAUCACAGGGAGAUGAGCGAGCUAUGAUACGCUCGGACAAUCGGACAUAACAUGGACAAAAAAACUGGAUAACAUAAUUUGUUAAUUGCGUCGAGCUUAUUUGGUUUGCAUGAUGUAUCCCUACGGAGGCAUGUGCGUAACGCUAGAGACGCAAUACGAUUCUGUGGAAUUUCAAAGGUGCUUCUCCUCCCCACUGCAAUUGGCUUGCUACUACUUUUCCUGAUCUGAGUG